AUGUAUGCUUCAUUAGAGGUUCACACUGAAGAUACCAUAAAAAAUGGCCAGGAAGCAUUGUCAAAGCUCACUGAAUUGAUCACCAAGCCAAAUGAGAAAAUGCACGGCCCAUUGAAAGAUGCCUAUCAAGAUCAUACAAAUUUCAAGAACUUCGCUGAACAGAUCCUCCGAUACAACCACGACAGCUUGAUUGCGGAAUACAUUCGCAACAAGUUGGAUCACCUUGACACUCAGAAUCUCAGCAUGUCCAACUCAGAAGACCAGCCCGAUACUGCACUCCAGGAGACCAAUGAUAUUGAUGUUGACUCAACAGAACCAACUGAUGCACAACAUUUUAGUCUUGGUUCAAAGCAGGUGGCAGUGUCAUUCACACACAUCGAGGCAGGUAGUCCAGCAUACCAUUUCCAGGUGGAUGAUGGAUUCAACUUGCUGCGAGCGACAUGGUGA
Messenger RNA from Suillus bovinus, 447 nucleotides. RefSeq lists its product as uncharacterized. Bases 1 to 447 code for a protein of 148 amino acids. The transcript is spliced from 4 exons. Lineage: Eukaryota; Fungi; Basidiomycota; Agaricomycetes; Boletales; Suillaceae. The record is from RefSeq and is a predicted model, not a curated record.